Messenger RNA from Arachis ipaensis, 1048 nucleotides. NCBI's taxonomy places the organism in Eukaryota, Viridiplantae, Streptophyta, Magnoliopsida, Fabales, Fabaceae. The record is from RefSeq and is a predicted model, not a curated record.
CUUUUUAGAACUUUGACUUAAAAAAAUGUUAGAUUCAGAUAUUCAGAAAGAAAGGGAUCUAGCUUAUGUUGAAGGUGAAGAUUGGUCUCGCCGCCAAAACCCUAAUCUCAUCGUAGCCGUCGCUGCCGCCAUCGCCACCGCCGUCGAGCAAAGUCGCCUCCUCCACUAACUCAUCUCUAGAUCUGGUAGCAACGCCCAAACCUCUGACAUCUACGCCUUUCUUUGACACUGCCGAUCUUCAGCAACAAGCUGUGACGUCAAUACAAAUCCCAAAAUCACCUCUCAUUUCGCACUCUGUCUCUCCCAGCUCGAAUUACGAAUGGCCGAUCAGAAUCCUGCGGAGCCAGAACCAAAGAGCGGCUCCGAUGCGUCUUCUAGGAUCGAGGAAGUGAGUGAGUGGUCGUCGCUCGCGAUUUUUGCCAGAAGGCCUCUGAGUACCGAUCCCAAGGUACGGUUCUAAUUAACUGUGAUUCAAGUUAAUUCAAGUUAGUGAGACAAUGUUAGGGUUUCGUUCUAUUAACUGUUAUAGGGACAAUCUGCGAUAUCAAUAGAAGAUACCUUGAAGAUCAUAAUCUGAACCAACACAAGAAGCUCUAUUCCCUUGAGAUGGAACUUGCUGCUGCUAGGAAUGAGGGUUUUGUUUUGAAGCAUCUGCUUAAGACCAAUGGGAUUUACUCUAAGAGAAAGUCUUUGGUCAUGAUAGGUGUACUCACAACAUUUGGCCGCCAGAAGAAUAGGGACGCCAUUCGCAAUGUCUGGAUGGGAAGUGGUGCAGCUUUGAAGAAACUGGAGGAUGGAAGGGCAUUGUUGCACGAUUUGUUAUUGGAAGAAGUGAAAAUCGUGGAAACAAUCAGGAUAAGGAUAUUGAUCGUGAGAAUAGGCUGACUAAUGACUUCCUAAUUCUUGUAAGUUUAACUAGUCGAAGGAUUUUAUUCUCUUUAAGCAUUCUGCUUUACUGGAAUUUGGCAAGUAUUUUGUGGCUUACUGUGAGUGAAAAAUGAGGUCUCAGAGCAUAAGCUGGUUUAGCUCACUGCCUUUAACUCUUAUG